CAUCUGAUUUACAUCCCAUCACAUUUAGGAACUCAAAACUCUUGCGUUUAUAUCACGAUGUUCAGUGAUUUGAACGAAAUUUUACAAUUUGACGUAAAUAAUCUUCCAAAGGGGAAUGUUAUAACGAUUGCUGAUAACAACAUGGAUGCUAAUUUUUUAAUUCAUCAUUUCAUUAGUCUUUUUAUUAGAGGUAAAAGCAAGAUUUGUUUGCUGUGUUUAGCCCAAACAUUUAGCCACUACAGUUCUGUAGCACACAAACUAGGCAUAAAUUUGAUCAAAGCUUGCGAUGAGGGACAGCUAACCGUGAUUGAUGGCCUGCAAUUAUCACAAGAAGCAACCACACCUAUCACCCAAACUUUAGACACAAGAAUAUUACCACUGGCCUGUAUAAGAAAUUCUACGUUUGAUUUGAAGUCAUUGUUGGUACAUAUAACAAAACGAUUAUUGGAGUCUGGAUGUGGAGACAACCCUGUAACACUUAUUAUCGACGAUAUCAGCAUUUUGAUAAGUCUUGGCUUGAGUGUUACCACGGUAGUAGACUUCAUCCAUCAUUGCCAAGUUUGGUUUUGCGGAAGGAAUGGUUGUGUGGUGUUCUUGCUUCAUGAUGACAAGAACGUGGAAGAUGAGAACAACCAACAACUCCAUACAUUGAUGAUUCACAAAAGUUCAUGUAGCCUCCAGUGUCAGCCUCUACCAAGUGGGUAUUCAAGGGAUGUACAUGGCCAGAAUGAAGAUGAUGAUGAUGAUGAUGACAAUGAUGAUUAUAAGAUGAUGAUGUUAACGACAGUGGUGGCAACGAUGAAGAUAACGACGUUAUAUUGAUGUUCAUGACGAAGACAAUGAUAAUGACGAAGAUGAAGACUGACAAAGAUGAUUAUUAGGCACUUUACGCAACAGGACGGGAAGGCGGGUGGAUGGUUGUUCUGUGCUCAUCAGAGCAUGAAGACCACAGUAAACAGUUGGGCGCUUAACCCGAAUUGCCGUUGUCGACGACUCCCUGUCCUCUUGCGUAAAGUGGGUAUUAUGAUGAUGAAGACAACAAUGAAGAUAGAAGAUGAGGAUCUUCUCAUUGCUAAAUUAAUUUUUAAAUUUGUUGUCAUUAGCUUUAUCCAGGCUGCUUCUAUAAAUAAUCAUAUCACAACAUGCACCAUUUAUCAAUAUAUUUGAAUGUGUUUAGAUCAUUUUUAAAAUUUUCAGUUUUACAAAUUUUUAUUUUGAUUUUAACUCAAUUGUAUAGAGCCCUGAUUCUUAAUAGGCGGCCCGCGGACCAAAUCCAAAUUUGGCCCGCAUGGCAAUUUAAUUAGGCCCGUGAGGAAAAACAAAAUAAUAAAUAAUAUAUUUAAAACAUAUUAAAAGUACAAGGAAUAAGUUUUCUUUUAAAUACAAAAGGUAACCUCUGGGUAAUGUGCACAGGGAUGGUUUGAAAUUGAGCGAGAUAAUGUAGGUCAUAAGUAGAAUAAUGGCGUCAAAAAUUGAUCACUGGAUAGUUUCAUGGUCCUAUUCUUCACUGUGAGUUUUCAAACAAGCAAAAACAAAGAAAGAGCUAAAAUGUGUAAUGAUGUAAGGGAUCCCCGACUCGGAUCUAAAAGUAAACCCUGUAAGGUAUUCUUAUUAGCUCAGCGAAAUUUGACAUGGCAGAGGAGAAGCAAAACGUUAUCACAGACAUGUUAAAUUUUUAAUGAUUGCAGGGUCCUGAUGCAUGAUUUAUGACUCGUAAUAAUAAUAACUAGGAUUUGUAAAGAUCUUUCAUGGAAGAAGAAGCCCAUUGUUAUUGAAUAUAUUCAUUGGAUCCAACAAUAAGUACACUUGACAUUCAAUCAUCAAAAACAUACUAAUACCUAAGUCCAUAUAUUGUAUUUAUUUCUUGUUUAACCUUGGUUAACAACUCAGUUGGAACCAACUGUUAUCCUUAUUGUUAAAUCAUGGAGGUAACCACAAGAACUUGGGUUAUUUUGGAAUACCCCUUUUGAAUUUUGCCGUCAAUAAUGUUCGUACUUAAUUUUACAUGGUAAUAAACAGUUAGUGAACCAAAGAACAGUAUCAUUAUUAGUAUCAGCAAUAAACCGAAAGGUCCACUGAUUAAUCUCAGAUAAGAAAGUAUAAUACAUACUCCAAGUAUUGAAAUGCACGCCAUCGUGUGUUGGGAUUCAAAUUUCGAUAUUAAUUAUGUCAUCAUCAGGAAUUAGCAUUACACACCAACUUUUGUGCCGUCAAGUUCCGCCUCUUUGUUUUGUUCUGUUUAUUGUGAUUUUUUUCUUCACAUAGAACGGUAUCCUUUACUUUACAUAGAUAGUAAAAACGUUGGUGUACCAGAUGAUACUGAAAACGUUUUGUAUGUUUCAAAGAAAAAAAAAAUAAAUAAAUGUCAUUCUAAGCGAACUUUUGUCCCUCUAAAGUUGGCUAACAACUGUUAAACUGAUGACCCAACCCAACUGCUGGUGUAGUACAGUACCAUUUAAAAGUAUAAUUUGAAAUUGCCAUAAAAUCUUUCAAAUUGACGUAUCUUAGCGAAAAGAGUUUCUCGAUAAACGAUAGAUUUCAACUUGCCAUAGAUUAUCUUUGGCCCGUGAGAUCAACUCUAAAAAUAAUUUGGCCCUUCAAACAAAUUAAGAACCAGGGAUAUAGAGCCUAGUAAUACCUUGAGAAAAUAUAGUUCCAAUUGCCACCUGUUUCUUAGAAAUUAAAAAAUUUUUAUUACACAUAUUUUGUUGUCACACACUGUAUUGUGUAGAAUGAUGUACAUUAGCGCAGUAGUACAGCUGCAUUGAAUAAAAUAGCUUUUAUAUUUUUUUCCAAGGCACAAAUGCUUUGUGUCACUUGUUGUGACUGUAAUUAUAUGUCCAAUUUGUCCUUAUACCCAGGGGCAGAUUUAGGGGGGGCCAGCCCGGCCCCCUUUUGGGAAGUAAAAAAAGAAAAAAGAGAGAAAAAGAAAAAAAAUGAUAGCUCAGAAUGCCUCAAAUGUUAUGUUCGGGCGUCUAGAACACAAAAAUUUCGGACCCCCUACGACAGUGUUGUCUCAAUCGGCCCAAUUUUUGGCCCCCCCUUCCGGCCCCUCCCCCUUUUGGACAUUUCUGGAUCCUGGAUCCGCCCCUGCUUAUACCCCAUAGCUCAGUUGGUGGAACAAAGAAAUGGAAGGUAAAGGGGUCUUGGUUCAAAUGCAUAUACAUUUCUUAAAUAUUUAUUAACAUUUUUUAACGCAAUUUCGAUUUGAGUUUGCAUAAGGAAAUAUCAUAGGAGCGCGAUGUUUUUGACAUGCGAUUCUGGUGAGAGUCAAACCCACAACCUCCAGCUAACUAGCCCGCCAUAACCACUCCAUACGUUCCUAAAUAAAAAUUUGCAAGUGAUUCGUUUGGGAAUCCAGUUUUAACGCACUAAUGCUCUUGUUGUCUAUGCUGAAAUUUAUUUACAUUACAGAGUAUUAAACUUUUAUUUUAAAUUUUUU
Molecule: messenger RNA, 3442 nt
Organism: Anneissia japonica
Lineage: Eukaryota; Metazoa; Echinodermata; Crinoidea; Comatulida; Comatulidae
Product: elongator complex protein 6-like
Exons: 7
Coding region: 58-822 (254 amino acids)
Biological process (GO): tRNA wobble uridine modification
Cellular component (GO): elongator holoenzyme complex
Source: RefSeq, a predicted model, not a curated record